GAACUUUCGACUCUGUAAGAAGAAGCACCGAAGAGGAAAGCAAAAACAAGCAGGGAAUUCUAAUCCAAAAACUAUACCGGCGGGUUUGGGCCUCGCUGGUCUUGGUGGAGCAGGAGGAUUUCAUUCUGGUGAAAAACAAUAACUGGGUAUCGGACAAUACCCGCACCGAACCAGCUUCAACUGGCCUAGAAACUCUCAAAAUUGCCAAUAUCGCCCAACCGCCUACUUCUACGACUACCCCGUGAGCUUGAAUCUCCGAGCCGACUUGGGCGCGCAGCGAGUGCCUUUUGAUUAUAGAAAAUUCGGUGCAUUUUAAAGAGCCGGUUGACUGAUUCACUUUUUUAGAUUUUUAAAAUUUUUUUGAUUUCUAAUUGGAAGAGAUUUAUUAGAAGGGUGAGUGGUGAUUUGGGUAAGAAGAUGAGCAAUCCUUCCGCGGGAAUGUCUUCAAAGCCCAAAGGUGGGAGCUCUCAGCCAUCAGAAACUUCGUUUAAGCGCAAACGAGGAGUCUUUCAGAAAGAAUUGCAGCAUAUGAUGUAUGGUUUUGGAGAUGAUCCCAAUCCUCUUCCAGAAAGUGUGGCACUUAUGGAGGACAUAGUUGUGGAAUAUAUCACUGAUUUGGUGUAUAAAGCCCAAGAUAUUGGUUCAAAGAGGGGAAAGCUAUCAGUUGAGGAUUUUCUUUAUCUAAUGCGGAAGGACGGGCCAAAACUUAACCGCUGUACGGAGUUGCUGUCUAUGAAUGAGGAGCUCAAACAAGCAAGGAAGGCUUUUGAGACAGAUGAAGAGAAGUUAAGGAAGGCUUUUGAAGCAGACGAAGAGAAGCUGGUGGGGUCAACAGAGUGAUAGAAUUAGUUGUUAUUUGUCUUCUUUUGAAUAUGUUUUUUGAUGGAUAGCCAUUUUAAUUUAUUUCUGUUGCACCGUAAAUUACUGAAUUUUCUGAAAUAAAUACAACUUCUGAUAA
This is a messenger RNA of Ziziphus jujuba (common jujube), 958 nucleotides long. Its product is annotated as transcription initiation factor TFIID subunit 13. The record is from RefSeq and is a predicted model, not a curated record. Gene Ontology annotation, molecular function: protein heterodimerization activity. NCBI's taxonomy places the organism in Eukaryota, Viridiplantae, Streptophyta, Magnoliopsida, Rosales, Rhamnaceae. The transcript is spliced from 5 exons. The coding region runs from base 418 to 840 and encodes 140 amino acids. Gene Ontology annotation, biological process: transcription by RNA polymerase II.